Molecule: messenger RNA, 2811 nt
Organism: Dictyostelium purpureum
Lineage: Eukaryota; Evosea; Eumycetozoa; Dictyosteliales; Dictyosteliaceae
Exons: 2
Coding region: 172-2811 (879 amino acids)
Cellular component (GO): nucleus
Molecular function (GO): RNA binding; metal ion binding
Source: RefSeq, a predicted model, not a curated record
UUAAAUAAUUUUUUUCAUUAGAGAAAUUUCAUUUUAUAAUUUGUACAUUUUUGUAGUUUUUUUUUUUAUUUAUUUAUUUUUUUUCUUUUUUUUUUAAUAUAGUAAAAAAAUAUAAAAAUAUUCAAAUAUUAAUACAAGAAAAGAAAAUAAUAGUUAUAAUAAACAAAAAUAAUGACAGAUAUAAUUGGAGAUCCAGAUUUUAAUUCAUUUUUAAUUAAAACCUUAGAUCCAAUUUGCGAAUUCGAUGCACAGACUCUAUCUGACUAUAUAAAGGAGCUAUUGUCAAAUGGGUAUCAAACAAAAAAGGAGUUAGAAGAAGCAUUAUCGAAAGACUUGGAAGAUUUUUUACACGAAAAUACCAAAUCCUUUUUAGUAACUUUAUCACAUAAACUGGAAUAUAACAACUAUUUCGGUGAUAGAGGUUCAAAUAAUAGAAAUAGUAGAGAAAGUAGAGAACGUGAACGUGAUAGAGAUUGGGACAAUUCAAGAGAAAGAGAAAUAGAAAGAGAAAGAGGUAACAAUUUCUCUCAUAACAAAAGUAGUGAUAGAGAAAGAGAAAGAGAUAGGGAUAGAGACUCACAUUACAGCAGAGAUUCACAUCGUAGUAGCGACAGAGAAAGAGAAAGAGAACGUGGCGAUUCAAAUAAAUACAGAGAAAGAGAAAGAGACCGCGAAAGAGAUCGUGAAAGAUCAAUUUCACCAAAUAAUAACAGCUAUGUUAAAAAAAGAUCAAGAUCACCUUCACCAAAUAAUAGUAGUAAUAAUAAUAACUUUAAUUAUAAUAUAAGCAACUAUCAGGAAACAUAUGACAACAACAAUAAUAUAUAUAAAAGCGGUAAUGGAAGAAAUUUUAAAAAAAGAUCGACAACAACAGGUUUACCAGAAGAAUUUACAAACAAUAAUUAUCAGCCAGGUAUACCAAAUAGUACAAUAACAAGUAAAAAGUUUAAUAAGAGAUGUAAAUUUAUAGAGAAAGGCGCUAUUUGUCCACGUGGUAAUACUUGUAAUUUUUCACACGAUUUAAAUUUUGUAAAUGAUAACAAUAAUAGCAACAACCACCUUAAUAAUAAUAAUGUUUAUAAUCCAAAUGAUAUGGGAAACGAUUUUAAUGAUAUUAAUCAAUUUAAUCCACAGUUUAAUGACAAUAACAUUAAUCAGUUUAAUCCUCAAUUUAAUAAUAAUAAUAAUAAUAAUAACAAUAAUAAUAUGAUGUUCCAACAACCAAAUUUUAAUCAACAACAAAUAAUGGACCAAAUGUUUAUGGAUCAAAUGAAUAAUAACAAUAAUAAUAAUAAUUUUAUACCAAAUAAUAAUUUUAAUCAAAAUAUAGAUUUUAAUAAUUUAAAUAAUAAUUUUGAUAAUAAUAGUAUUAAUGAGGAUUAUAAUAAUAUUGAUAAUGAUAAUAAUGAUGAAGAUAAUGAAGAUGAUAAUAAUGACGAUAAUAAUAAUAAUAAUAAAAAAAAUAAAUUUCAAAAAAUUAAAAAAAAUAAUGAAAUAAAUAUCAAGACCUCAACCAAUUGUCCAAAUCCAGAAGCUAAAAAAUUAGUUAUUACAAACAUACCGAUUCAAUCGAAUAAUGAAAAAGAAAUUCAAGACCAUUUUUCAAAAUUUGGAACCAUCGUGUCAAUUACCAAAUUAUCAACAGCAAAGUCUAUGGUAGAGUUUAGUAGUAAUGUGGAGGCUGUCAAAGCUAUGAAAUCUCCUGAAGCAAUUAUGAACAAUAGAUUUAUUAAAUUAUUUUGGGAAGAUAAUUUCGAUGGAAAGAAAACUAAAUUUGAAGAGCAACAAGAAAAGCAAGAGUUAAUCUUAAAAAAGAAAGAGGAAAAAGAGAAAAGAGAUGCCCAACUAAUGAAGUUACGUGAACAAAUGUUACAAAAGAAACUCGAGGAAAGAAAGAAACAAAUGGAACAACAGACCGAGAAAAAGAAAGAAUUGGUUCAAAUAGUUAAAAGCAGAGAGGAGUUAAGAAAUCAACAAUUAGAGUUACAAAAACAAUUAUUAUCAAAGCUAAUUGCCUGUAAGGAUGAAAAAGAAAAAGAAGCAAUUAAAGAAUCUAUAAAGCAAUUAACAAAAUCUAUCACAGAAUCGCUUCAAAAGGAUCAACAAACCACAACUCAGUUAACUCAAGAUAUUAAACUAUCCUCACCAAUAGUAUCUUCUUCAUCGCCACCAUCAUCAACUGUAAUAAAUAAAUCAAAUACCACACCCUCCCCACCAUCAUCAGUUGCAGCCACAGCAACCAACAAUUUAGAAUUUUUAUCAAAUAAACUCAAAUCUUUAGAAUCUGAAGCAAAAAGUUUAGGUAUUGAUUCUUCACAAAUUGAUAAACCAAUUGCAACAGCAAUAGCAGCAGCAUCAAACAUUUCAUCUCCAAUUAAACCAAAGGUUGUUUCAAACACUCCUGCUGCCAUUUAUAAAAAACCACUUUUCCAACAAACCACCAUUAAACCAAAACACAGUUCAUUAGUUAUCGAUAAUAGAACUACAACUAUCCAAAUUGUCGACCCACCAAUUGAAUUUAAAAACGAAAAUUUAUUAAAACAAUUAUUUACAGAUAUAGUUUCGAUUAACCAAAGCGAUAAUUCAAUCCAAAUAAAGUUUGGUAAAAGAUUAUCAGCCGAGAGAGUAUUUAUUGUUGCAAAAACUUAUAAAGAUGGUAAAAACGAAGAAGAAAAUAACCCUAACAACAGUAUCAGCGACGAACUAAUACCUACAGAAACAAUUGAAAAGUCAAAUAAUGACCAUAAUGAUGAAGACGAUGACUACGAAGAGGAGGAUGAAGAUGAUGAAAAUAAGCGUUGGAAGCAUUAA